Molecule: messenger RNA, 1738 nt
Organism: Ipomoea nil (Japanese morning glory)
Lineage: Eukaryota; Viridiplantae; Streptophyta; Magnoliopsida; Solanales; Convolvulaceae
Product: aspartyl protease family protein At5g10770-like
Exons: 2
Coding region: 41-1519 (492 amino acids)
Biological process (GO): proteolysis
Molecular function (GO): aspartic-type endopeptidase activity
Source: RefSeq, a predicted model, not a curated record
AAUAAGAGCCAAAGGAAUAGGCAUACACACCAACAUAGUAAUGGCCACUACUGCUAAAAAUCUCUUCACCUUUUUGCUCUCAUUUGCAUCUUUUCUCUUCUUCCUCAUACUGAGCUGCUCAGCAGAGAAAGGGAUUGCUUCCGAGUCACUCACCGAGUCGACCCACUUCCACACUGUUCCACUCACCUCUCUCUUCCCUACUACUCAUUGCCAUCAACCUCACACCACCCAUGCAUCAAAAGGUUUGAGGCGAGGGGCAUCGUUGAAGGUUGUCCACAAGCAUGGCGGCUGCUCAACAGGCAAGGACAAUACUCCAACUCUAACCGACAUUCUCAACCAGGACGAGUCGCGAGUCAACUCAAUACACGCUCGAGUCAACUCUGCCAGGAUCGAUAACCUUAACGCCGUGAGUGGAGUCGGGCGCAAGAAAAAAAUCCCGGAUUCCAAAGCCGCCGUUCCGGCUAAGUCCGGCACCACCCUCAGCACCGGCAACUACAUCGUCACCGUCGGCCUCGGCAACCCCACGAAGAGCCUCACCCUCGUCUUCGACACCGGCUCCGAUCUCACCUGGACUCAGUGCGAGCCCUGCGUCAAAACCUGCUAUACACAGCAAGAAACUAUCUUCAACCCCAAGCUCUCCACCACAUAUUCCAACAUAUCCUGCUCCGCCGCCGCCUGCUCCGGCCUCACCUCCGCCACCGGAAACAACCCCGGCUGCUCCUCCUCCACCUGCGUUUACGGGAUUCAGUACGGCGACUCCUCUUUUUCCGUCGGGUUUUUCGCCAAAGACCGUUUGAGUUUAACGGCAACAGACGCCGUUGAAGAUUUUCUGUUCGGGUGCGGGCAGAACAACCAGGGGCUUUUUGGGAAAACCGCCGGACUUCUCGGGCUCGGCCGCGACGCGCUCUCUUUAGUCUCCCAAACCGCCGCAAAAUACGGCAAAUAUUUCUCCUACUGUCUCCCCACCAAAAGAGGGGCUAACGGCCACUUAACGUUCGGUAAAGGCGGCGCCGCUCCGGUAAAAUACACGCCGUUCGCCACCGACCAGGGCGCGUCGUUCUACUUCAUUGACGUCCAGGCAAUCGCCGUCGGCGGGAAGCAGCUCUCGAUUAGCCCGGUGGUUUUCAAGAGCUCCGGGACCAUCAUCGACUCCGGCACCGUCAUAACCCGCCUUCCACCGGCGGCGUACUCCGCGCUCCGAUCCGCCUUCCGGCAAGGAAUGAGCAAGUACCCGCAGGCGCCAGCGUUGUCCAUACUGGACACGUGUUACGAUCUCAGCAAAUACACGACGGUGAGCGUACCCAAGAUAAGCUUCGUGCUGAACGGCGGCGUGACAAUGGAUCUGCCGCUGGUCGGAAUCCUGCUGGGCAAUGGCGCAUCGCAAGUUUGCUUGGCGUUCGCCGGAAACGGCGACGCUAGCGACGUGGGCAUUUUCGGAAACAUACAGCAGCAGACAUUCGAGGUGGUAUAUGACGUGGCAGGAGGGAAGCUGGGAAUUGGGGCUGGUGGCUGUUCUUAAUUAAUUAACUAUGCAUUAAAACAUUUGAAAUUUAGCAUUUAAUUGGAAAUGCAAUUUAGUAGAUGUGUGAUAGAAAUAACCAAAGGCUGAGAAAGGAAUUUCAGCUUGUAGAAGUAUAAAGUGAUUGAUGGAUGUUUGUGUGAGAACCAAAAACCCAAAGGUAAAUGUGUAGAAUACCAUUUACUUCAUCUUUAAUUUGAAUUUACAUACUAUUUGUUU